This is a messenger RNA of Plenodomus lingam JN3, 1581 nucleotides long. RefSeq lists its product as uncharacterized. Lineage: Eukaryota; Fungi; Ascomycota; Dothideomycetes; Pleosporales; Leptosphaeriaceae. Gene Ontology annotation, molecular function: protein binding. The record is from RefSeq and is a predicted model, not a curated record.
AUGGCCAAAAGAAAGCGGGGUGCCGCUGAAGCAGCCGGCCAGCCAAGGGCGCCCAAGAGCAGGAAAGAAGAGCUUGCCAUUCACCCGGCCAAGGCAACUGCGCCGCCCAACGCCAGCCCAUCUACAGUCGCGAGCGAGGGCAGAGCACGUGUAGUCGACCAAGUCGCGAAAUCUGGAGACGCGCAAUUCGAGACGACCACCAUCCAAGUCGUCACUGGAUCUUAUGAGAGAGUGCUUCACGGCUUUGCAGCUGCCAUCCCCCAGACCAUCGUCACGGGGUCCAGCAGCGCCUCUACGCCCGAAGCCGAGCAAGCAAAGGUCGACUUUACUGACACAUUCCUCUUCAACGCACAUGCCUCUUCCAUCAGAUGUCUGGCCAUCUCCCCAACCUCAGACGAGACGUCCAAGGUCACCCUUGCGACAGGCAGUACAGACGAGCGCAUCAACCUCUACUCCAUUUCCACCGUCCCCCCCCGAAUGGCCUCGAAGAACAAACUCAAGCUACCCUCCCUCCAUGGCGGAUCCAUUACUGAGAACCCCAAGAACAAGGAACUCGGCUCAUUACUACACCACGCAUCAAACAUUACAGCACUCUAUUUCCCCACACGCAGUAAGCUGCUUAGCUCAGCAGAGGACAGCACAAUCGCCAUCACACGGACCCGCGACUGGACAGCACUUUCCACCAUCAAAGCACCAAUACCCAAACCACAGGGACGUCCAAGCGGAGAUACUGCCGGGCCCGGCGAGGUACCCGCCGGUAUCAACGAUUUUGCAGUCCACCCAAGCAUGAAGCUCAUGGUCAGCGUAGGAAAGGGGGAAAAGUGUAUGAGGCUCUGGAAUCUGGUCACUGGCAAGAAAGCCGGCGUACUUAAUUUUGGCCGCGACAUUCUCACCGCCGUCGGCGAGGGCCGUUUCGGUACAGGCGAAGGCAGGAGGGUGAUCUGGGGUCAAGAGGGCGAGGAAUUCGCCGUAGGCUUUGAGCGCGGCGUUGUCGUGUUCAACAUUGAUUCCAAACCCAAGGGCAAGAUUUUGCCCCUGCCCCGGACCAAAAUCCACCAGAUGCACUACUUGCCAUCAAAAUCGCGCCCAGCCACGCUACUAGUUUCAACCGAAGACGGCAGGAUACUUCUCUACGACACCAACACGACAUCAGCCCAGGACGGCACAGAAGCAGACAAAAGCAAAGACGACAUUCCAUCCAGUAGACUAGUUGCUCAAAUGGCAGGCCCGGCAGCAGGCAUAAGUGGCCGUGUCAAAGAUUUUGAAAUCAUUCCUACGUCAACAACAACUACCUACCUCAUCGUUACCGGCAGUAGCGACGGAACAGUGCGCUUCUGGGCCUUGCACGAAGAGGACCUCAAUGACGAUACUGAUGCAGCCAAGUCAAAGGAGGGUUUUGAGGCUCGACAGGUCGGUCGGUUACUCGGUUCGUAUUCGACGGGUACGCGUAUCACUUGCUUGAAGGCGUUUGCGAUGACUGGUAAGCAGGAUGACGGGGAAGAGGAAGAGGUUGUUAUGAAGGAAGUGGUGGAUAGCAGCGAGGACGAUGGCGAAGAGACGGGAUCUGAAAGCAUCCAUUGA